Molecule: messenger RNA, 2179 nt
Organism: Nycticebus coucang (slow loris)
Lineage: Eukaryota; Metazoa; Chordata; Mammalia; Primates; Lorisidae
Gene: SAXO2
Product: stabilizer of axonemal microtubules 2
Exons: 4
Coding region: 113-1477 (454 amino acids)
Biological process (GO): microtubule anchoring
Cellular component (GO): sperm flagellum; cytoskeleton; axonemal microtubule
Molecular function (GO): microtubule binding
Source: RefSeq, a predicted model, not a curated record
CGCCGCGUCCGUCUCCCGGGAUCCCGAGGUUGCCUUGACUAAGUCGCGUGUUGAGUAGGUGGAGAAGCAGCUAAAGCUGAGGCGCGGUGAGGGGACCUUGCGAGCCGAGAACAUGCGGAGCUGGUGUUUGUGUCAGAUUUGUACGUGCGGGCACCAUCAUUGUCCACAUGGAACCACAAAGAUUUACGAAAACUCUGGUGUGUUUUGCCCCACAACUGAAUAUUUGGAAAAAUAUCCUAUGUAUGCCAAUGUUCUUCCACCUCGAAGUCUUAAACCCAAGCAAGAAUUUCAAGCAUCUUGUGGUAAAAUGGAAGGAAUAACUACAUUUAAGUCAGAUUAUCGUCCUUAUGAAAUAGUCAAACAGCCUCGCCAUAUACCAGAAGAAUAUAAACCAAAGCAGGGGAAGAUUGAUCUUGGUACCACUUAUAAACAAGAUUUUUAUUCUUAUAAAGUACAGCCUGUGGCAAUAGUCCGGCCUUUGGAAAGACAACAAAUUAAAAAAGGAAAGUUGGACACUGUCCCAACCUAUAAAGAUGAUUAUAGAGCUUGGGACAUUCAGAAAAGGGAACUUCAUAAACCAGAACAAACUUACCAUCCCCCUACUGUGAAAUUUGGAAAUUCAACUACAUUUCAGGAUGACUAUGUUCCUCAAGAGAUAAGGCUUAGGCAAAGCUUUAAACCCUUCUCUGUGGUCAAACCGUCUACAAUCCCUUUUAAUGGUGAUACAACCCAUCGCCUGGAUUAUGUACCUCAUCAGCUAGAACUUAAGUUUGAAAGACCAAAAGAAGUUUACAAACCAACUGACCAACCCUUUGAAGAUCUCACAACUCAUCAGAAUGACUUUCGGGGACUUGUUGGUGAAACUGCAAAAAUCUGCAGACCUGCAUACACCAGAGUGACCCAAAAUGCUCAAUUUCAAGGAAGCACUGAAUUCCAGGAAAGUUUUCAACCAUGGGAAAUCCCACCACCUGAAGUCAGGAGAGUACCAGAGUAUGUGCCCCCUGCAGGGAGCAUGGAGUUAACCAGCACAAGCCAUCUGGACUAUGUUCCACAUCAGGCCAGUCGUGUUGUUCCUAUCCGGCCUGUUUCUCAUAGAAGAAAUAUCAAUUUUCCUUUCCAAGGAAAAAGCACAAUGAAAGAUGAUUUUCCAGCAUGGGAAAGCUGCCGUCAAGGACUUAUUAAGCAGCAGCAGCAAAUUCCCAACCCAGCUGGAAAAUUUGAUGGUUUGAGCACUUUCAGAUCUCACUAUGUGCCACAUCAAUUGAUUCCAACAGAGAGUUGCAAACCUUUAAAUGUUACUUUGAAGAGUUAUGUUCCAUUUGAUGAUGUAACCAUGUACUCUAUCGAGUACACACCAAAGAAACAGGAAAUCUGCCCAGCUAGUUAUCCCUCUCCUCCUGGUUAUAUAUUUGAAAAUACAAAUUCCCAAGGUCAUAAAUUUUUUCGUAAGAUCACUCCUGCAUUGAAGGCCUUCUAAUCAUCAAAUUGUGCUUAAAAGUAAGCUAACUAGCAAAUUGUUUGUUUUUCAAGGGAAAACUCAAUUAUAGUGAAAAAAUUUUUGAGAGAUAAUUAUUUUUUAGGUUUUUAAAUAAGAAAAUUGGAAAAUGUAUUAUAGGAGAUCAGAAUCUAAAAAUCCAUUUGUAUUGUCAUUUUAAUCAUGAUUGCUCUUUAAAUUCCAUUUCUCAAGGUUGAAUAAUGUACAUUCUCCUCUGAACAAUUUUAAUAGCAAACAUCUUGUUUUGUAGUUUGUUCCCAAUCUAUUAUCAUUUAUACUUCUGUUUAUAAUGAUGGCAGUUGUAUGGCUGUUCACAUCGCAGUUGUCAUUCAGCAAGCACAUUAGGACUACAUAGAGCACCAUGGACAAUGAUAGGAAUUUCUCUUCCGAGACAGUAGACUUCAAGGUAUCUACACAGGGUACACCAACAAGUUUGUGGUGUGGAGACUGCUGCACUGCUCCUCGCCAUGUCCAAGGUAGUGAGAGGCAUUGUGGUGCAGCAAGGAGAGGCUCUGUGGGAGGGGAUCAGAAGACUCAAUUUCUAGUUCUAAUGAUGUCAUUUUUCUAUUUGUGUCAAGUGGCAAGUGGCUCAUGUCUCUGAGCUUCAAUGUCUUCAUUUGUAAAAGGAAUAAAUAUUUUUUCUCAAAAAAGUUUGUUUUGAGCAUCAGAUUGUAUGAUACAUUU